AUGGCUUCAUCCUCAGAAUUACCGACUUGGUACUACCGUGUUUCUGCGGCAGUUAAAAAGAGAAAUGGCGUUAUACUCUGGGACUUUGAUGAAGAUAUCUCCGACCUUGACGAAAUCAAUCCAGACGAGACUACAACAUACAAUGGACCUAAUGCAGCAGAUUACCAUCGCUUAAGAGAGAAGCGGGAGGAACGCAAGAGAGAGCUUUUCCAGCGCAAAGAAGAUGCAAGAGGAGACGAGAAAAAUAAGGUUGGACAAGUGCGGGCUGCAUAUGAAGCCUUGGAGAUUUCCGUGUCCAGAAGCCAAUCAACUCAACUAAGUCCUAUCGACAGCCAGUUCGAUCUUCACUGUAUGGACUACUUUGACUGUUUUUAUGAUCCCAGUCCGCACGGCUACCAGAGGAGAUAUGUCAGGUUCGAACACGAAAAUAGAGAUGAGGCGCACAGCGGUAAUGUCACCGGCCGGUUCUGGCUUAAUCCCAAGGUCGACUUUGAACUUGUCCCAUUCAAAGCCCCGAAGUGUUCAAGCCUUGAACAUAAGGAGAUCUACACCACCGACGGCAGAUUCUCUAUGAUACUGUAA
Messenger RNA from Fusarium fujikuroi IMI 58289, 582 nucleotides. RefSeq lists its product as uncharacterized. The record is from RefSeq and is a predicted model, not a curated record. The transcript has a single exon. Bases 1 to 582 code for a protein of 193 amino acids. Lineage: Eukaryota; Fungi; Ascomycota; Sordariomycetes; Hypocreales; Nectriaceae.